This is a messenger RNA of Hydractinia symbiolongicarpus, 2262 nucleotides long. RefSeq lists its product as uncharacterized. Gene Ontology annotation, molecular function: DNA-binding transcription factor activity; RNA polymerase II cis-regulatory region sequence-specific DNA binding. Lineage: Eukaryota; Metazoa; Cnidaria; Hydrozoa; Anthoathecata; Hydractiniidae. The coding region runs from base 469 to 2127 and encodes 552 amino acids. The transcript has 5 exons. Gene Ontology annotation, biological process: regulation of transcription by RNA polymerase II. The record is from RefSeq and is a predicted model, not a curated record. Gene Ontology annotation, cellular component: nucleus.
GUUGAAAAGUGCAGCAAAUAGAGAUUUUCAUUGAUUUCUUUACUACGAAGCUGAAACUAUGUGAAACCUAUUGAAAAAUCAGAGAGUGAAAAGUAUAUUUAUACGUAGAAAAACAAAGAAUCACACGUGCUAAACAAAUAAGAUAUUGAAGAUACAAACAACAGAAAUGUACAAUAAUGGCGGGAAAAAGUGAAAUAUCGAUGUAGUAUUUAUAGAACUAAUGAACGCCGGCCGGCGAUUUGUUUUUGGUUUUAGCAACGUUUAAAUAACGUGAUAGUAUUAUUCGCUAAUUAAUCUAUUUUUUUUUACAAAGAAGUAUCUUAUAACUAACUGUUGGCUGGAAUUUCUUGCUAAGUUUAAAGCGGAACGAUUAUUUUUUUACAUGAAAUUAAGCAACGUAUAACCAGCUUUUGUUGCUUAGCUGUAUCGUAUGCAACGUUUUAUAUAGCUUGUCAAGCAGCUGUAACGAUGACGGAAAAGAAUACAUAUUCGCAAUUUGAUAAAAACAACUCUCCCUAUUGUUGUGAUACUACGACGACUACGAACUAUCUCACCAACGUAAAUAAUUAUCCAGUUUAUCCGCACCGAAGUAAUUUAUUUUUACCUAUACAUUGUGCGAAUUCAUGGUGUUACGAAGACUCACAGGAGAGUUCAAUGUUCAGAGAAAAAACCUACGGAGAUUCGACCAAAAGUUUUCGACUGUAUCACAAAAGCGAUGAAGUUGACAGAUCUCCGCUGUUACAGAAAAGUCCCAUCUUUUUGGAUGACGUUAGAAGCGCCGCUCUCGCGUUGACGUCUUUAUCGUUGGCGUCUCCCGCGUCAAGCGCGGCGUCGUCUGAAGAAUUUGGAAAAGUUCGCUCAGCAGACAGUGCGUUUAUCUUUCCGCCUAAGAACACCCCAACAGAAGAAACAGAAUAUUUUAAUAACGCACAUGUGACCACAUCUCAUCUCGACUACAGAUACAACAACAUGUAUCACCACAGAAGGUCGCCACGUUUGUUAGACGAAUCAAAAAUACAUUGUCACGCAGGCGAUUAUAUUGCGCAUUCUCCGCGUUUAAAUAGAGCAAAAGAAGACGAAACUGACUACAAUGAAUCACGGUAUGUUAAACCACGCAGUUAUUCUUACAGAGACUACAAUAACACGCGCACACAACCGGUACCGAUAAAAUCAAAACCCAGAAGUUAUUCUUUCGAUGCGGUUGGAAGAGCUUGCAAAAACAUAUAUGGUAGCGAUACCACGCACGAUUUGAUUGGCUAUCAAAGUGCGCCUCAGUCAAGCGCACAAAUGAUACAGGGGAGACUGGGGCGAUGUUCUAUCGAUGAUGGGAUUGGUAGUUCGAGUGGUAGCGCAGACUCAGUAGAACAUCCUCCGACCAAACGGAAGCUGCCAUGUCGCACCAUAUUUCGCUGCAUGUGGAGAGGAUGCGACAAAGAAUUAACUACACUUUCUGGCAUCAUCUUACACGUGCGACAUGCGCAUAUCGGACCCUCGAAAGCUGGUGAAGAGGAGUUUUACUUUGAUGACGUUAACAUUGAUAGUACCACAACAUCUGGUAUCUCAUCCAGUGAAGAGAGUUUAAAUGAAGAAUGUUCCAAAACGAAAUACAGAAAAUCAGUGACUGAAGAGGACUUAAUAAUAAACCAAAAUGAACCAAUUGACAAUGAUGUUUUUAAGUCUGAUUGCCAACCUGAGUUGCACAACUUAGAUAUACGCACCAUCUUUGACAAAACAAAAAUUUUAAGCAACACAGAGAGAUGCAUGCAAAAAGAAACAAAACAACAACCAGUCAGCACAUCACACGAAAAUCAUCGCCUUGCUUAUUUCUCUACAAUUAGUGCUUCCACUUAUCCGUCCAACUAUAACCUGCCAAAUAACUCUAAAAGUGCUUUGUCAAAGAAGAAUACAGCGAGGCACUUAGACUCACCUGUAUUUAACAUAAAUUUUACUGACAACACUUCGUCUGUUUCUCCAGUAACAGCCACGCGAAUUUUUAUUCCGGCGGAAGUAACACAGAGAACUAGAGGGAAAGGUCGAAAGAAAUGCAGAAAAGUUUACGGAAUGAGCAAUAAAAAAUUAUGGUGCACCCAAUGCCGCUGGAAAAAAGCCUGUGCUAGGUUUACGUGACUAACUUGGUGUGAAUAGCUAAAUUCUUUGCUUAUUUGACUAACGUGGUGUGAAUAUUUAAUUUUUUCACUUUACUGUAAAUAUUUGUAAAUAAGGUAAAAAACAAAAUAUAAAAUAGAUAUUAAAAGUUGAUAA